UCAAUGGGCGGAGUAAGUUGAGGAGCAAGUUAAGAUUCACUGUCACGUUGCAAACGCUCAUUGUGGCAUAGCAUACACGUUGCCUGAAGAGGUAGCUAGCUUGCUGCUAGAGAGAUUCGUUAUUUCGAAGGUGUACAGGCAUCAUCCUCGGAUUUUUUGCUAACCACUGCAAGGUCUAGCUCAACAAUCUUGGCUUAACACUAGCGGCGUGGUGCUGUAUCUCGUUACAACUGCAUCCAAAAAUUGAUUAUAACCCAAAAACUACUUCACUGCGUCUCUGGGCGACCAGCAUUGUGUUUAUGUCUUUGUUUUACGAAAACGGUGAGUACCCGGACGACAGGAGCCACGGAUGGGAAAGCAGAGCUGUCGCGCAGCUGUCGGAACCUGUGUGGAGGGAACUUAGUCCACAAGCAACGAGCCUGGAGCCUCAGUGGCAACACCUUUUUCAUGUCAGAGACCGAGUCCUCUUGCAGUCGUUUAUGUCAUCCCCCCCUCUCCAGGCAGACAAUACCAAGAAUUGCCAAUUCAAGAUCUUUUCGUCUUGCUGAUAGUACCGACUCGAGGCCAAGAUGUCUGUCAACGUCAACCGCAGCGUGUCAGACCAGUUCUACCGCUACAAAAUGCCCCGUCUGAUUGCUAAGGUGGAAGGCAAGGGUAAUGGAAUAAAAACUGUCAUAGUCAACAUGGUUGAUGUCGCCAAGGCUUUGAACAGGCCACCAACGUAUCCCACCAAGUUUUUUGGUUGUGAGUUGGGCGCUCAGACCCAGUUUGAUUCUAAGAAUGACCGUUACAUUGUCAACGGAUCCCACGAGGCGAACAAGCUGCAAGACAUGUUGGAUGGAUUUAUCCGGAAAUUUGUGUUGUGCCCAGAGUGUGAUAAUCCUGAAACAGACCUGCACAUCAAUCCUAAGAAGCAAACCAUUGGGAACUCCUGCAAGGCCUGUGGCUACCGCGGCAUGCUGGACACACGACACAAGCUCUGCACAUUUAUUCUGAAGAAUCCGCCAGAGAAUGAGAGUGGGUCUGUGAAGAAAGAGAAGGAAAAGAAAAACCGAAAGAAGGACAAAGAGAACGGCUCCGGUGGAGAGGCAACAAACCGUGAUGACAUUGACGCACCUGAUGCAGUGGAUGGGGACGAUGACGACGAGGACUGGGCAGAGGAGACCACCGAGGAGGCCCAGCGCCGGCGCAUGGAGGAGAUCAGCGAGCACGCCAAGAACCUCACCCUCAGCGAGGACCUGGAGAAGACCCUGGAGGAGCGGGUCAACAUGUUCUACAACUUCGUCAAGCAAAAGAAGGAGGAGGGAGUGAUCGACUCGGCCGAUAAGGACAUCCUGGCUGAGGCGGAGCGUCUUGACGUGAAGGCCAUGGGCCCCCUCAUCCUCAGUGAGCUGCUCUUCGACCAGAACAUCCGCGAGCAAAUCAAGAAGUACAAACGCCACUUCCUCCGUUUCUGUCACAACAACAAGAAGGCCCAGAAGUACCUUCUGGGUGGCUUUGAGUGUCUGGUGAAGCUCCACCAGAGCCAGCUGCUCCCACGCGUCCCCAUCAUCCUCAAGGACCUGUACGAUGCAGACAUGCUCGAAGAGGACGUCAUCCUCGCUUGGGCCGAGAAGGUGUCCAAAAAAUACGUCUCCAAGGAGCUGGCCAAGGAGAUCCAUUCCAAGGCUGAGCCCUUCGUCAAGUGGCUGAAGGAGGCCGAGGAGGAGAGCGAGGGAAGCGAGGAAGAGGAGGAGGAUGAGGAGGACAACGUGGAGGUUGUCUAUUCCUCCUCGGCUCGCGAGCUUAAAAUGGAGACUGUGACACCCGUGAAGCAGGAGAAAGAGGAGGAUGACAUUGAUAUCGAUGCCAUUUAAGAAACACACACACAUACACUCUCUCAAAAAAAGAAAAACGGGAUAAAAAAAAGCAAAAAAGAAAAGAUGCCUCUAAAUGCUCUCUGAAGCUUCUGACUGUCACGGAGCAGUCGGACGCAUGCCUUUGAUUCGUCUCUGCUCGAUCAAACGCCGCUCCUCGUUGCAAUCAUGAUGUAGCGCUUGCGAAAAGGCUUCUUAAUUUUUAGCAUCACCACCACCUCUCCCAUCCCCAUCUCUCCGCUCCUCAAACCUGCCCUAGCCCUACUGAUUGACUUGAGCUGUUCUGCUGUUCAAUUUGUAGGUGUGAAAUAUGCUAGAAACUAGAGCACUAAAUGCACAUGUAUUUUUAUUUUUUUUUCUCUUCUCUUGUGUUACUUUUGAACUAUUAAAGAAUGUUUGACAUUAAGUGUAAAA
Sardina pilchardus (European sardine) is the source of this 2270-nucleotide messenger RNA. It is a transcript of the gene eif5, whose product is annotated as eukaryotic translation initiation factor 5. Gene Ontology annotation, biological process: formation of cytoplasmic translation initiation complex; translational initiation; formation of translation preinitiation complex. Gene Ontology annotation, molecular function: translation initiation factor activity; eukaryotic initiation factor eIF2 binding; GDP-dissociation inhibitor activity. NCBI's taxonomy places the organism in Eukaryota, Metazoa, Chordata, Actinopteri, Clupeiformes, Clupeidae. Bases 570 to 1856 code for a protein of 428 amino acids. Gene Ontology annotation, cellular component: cytosol. The transcript is spliced from 12 exons. The record is from RefSeq and is a predicted model, not a curated record.